UGCACGACGCAGGCGUCUUGACAAUAGUUAUGACAAUUCUUUUUGAGCAAAAUGUCGGAUGUUAACGUUGUAUUAUAAAACGCACCUCGCGUGAGACUAUGUUCAAACAGGCCAACUAGCUGAGGCAAUUAAGCUUUAAAUUGCGGUAUUGAGUUUAGUGUUCACACACACGUCAACUGCCCAAUUAGCGAUACGAAAUCAGCUGUUGGAUUAACUACUGUUGGGAACUCCUACCAAAUUCAAUUUCUAAUUUAUUGUAAUUCCAAUUUCAUGUAUGCUCACAUCCACAUACUUAUGUUUAUGAAUUCCAAUAUUUGCUAUUUACUUGCUUGUAUAUAUGUAUAUAUGUAUGUAUUUCAAAUUGUCAUUCCUGUGUACAUAUUUACGUUUACCGCUUUUACUGCUUACUUAUUCACAUGUAUAAUUUGUUUUUGUUAAUUUCCCGUACUGCGGCAUUUGCAUUUUUGUCGCGCACUUCUGUAAACGCAUUUGAAUUUGCUAGUUGCUAUGUAUAUAUGUAAUUCGCUUAGUUAUGUAUAUAUGUACGCACUCCUUUGGGCUUUGAUUUUGUGCCUUUACCGCAAUGUGUCAAUCGCCUUUUCACUGGUGCGCUUGCUCGUCAUAGUUUGGCAAGUCAUUCGCUCAAACUCAAAUCUCAAUUCAGUCGUCGACAAAGGAGAAAAGGUGAAGGACACACUGCGGUAAACAAUAUUUUUAAUUUAUACAACAUUCAUAUAUGUAUAAGUAACUUUGUAUUUUUUCCUAGAAAUAACUUGCGUUAAAUUCGCCAGCGAGCCGACGACAAACCUUUAUUUCGCAGUGAAAUAUUAAUUUCACUAUGAAAUCGCCGUUUUAAAUACGACAUUCUAACAUUUUUGGAGAUUUUCGCAAUCAUCGCAUGCGUAACAAGCAUCGUAUGCAUUUUUCGUUUUGCAUUCGUAUGAACAUACGUACAUACAAUUGCAAUAGCCGCUCCAGUUGCAAAUAUUUGUAUGUGUGACUGUAAGGCCGUUUCUUACAUUUUGCCAUCCCAGACGGAAAUUUUCACCAUUAAAUCAAUUACGUCCCGGGUGAAAAUUUAACGUUUACGACUUUGAAAGUAUUUUUAGUUUGCCGUUCCGAAUAAAAUUGCCAUACCACUGCGGUACUAUUUAAUUGUAUUUUUUCACGUUGAUUGUUUAAGUUUCCCGCCGACAUCCACCAGUAGUCAUCGAUAUGUUUCCACGUUCACCACUUUCGAAAAGCAAGACAUCUGUGCCGAUCUCCGAGGCGUCCAAGACUACAUCGGGUACCAAUGCUGUUGCCAAUAUUGAUUUGCCGGUCGCUCCCAUUGCCGAAGGAGUUACCACCCGUGCUUCAUCAGCUGCCGUCGCACGCCAGGAAGCGAUGUUUCAGGAAAUGCAGGCGCGUACAGCCAUGCUUGAAAGCAGCCUGAAAGUCGCCCAACACAAACUAAACGAGCACGAAUCUGCCAGUCACGCCCAAAACAAAGAGGUGCCAAGCAUAGCCAGUGUACCCAGCGACAGACCAGCCGACGGAGCAGCCUGUCCGUCAACAAGGCUACCAACGUCGCACCCACCGUUUUUGGAGUUGCAACCGCCGAUAGCCACCAGCGCCGUUAUUAAUGUAAGUACUGUACCGUUGCGGUCAUUAAACGCUACACGUUAUUCGCCGUAUACCACUAUUCGUUACUCGCCACUUCUGUAUACAUCUGCCGCAGCUGUUUCAACUGUUGGAACAGCAACGAACAACAUGUACACCAGCUCAGUCUUGCCUCCUCAUGACCCAGCCUUUUACAAUUUCUCGUCAGCGGCACCAAUUCCUGCCAACAUGGGUUCCAUACAGCCACAGAUGUCAUGCCAGUCGAGAAAAUUGCAAGAUUUACCGGAGUUUUGUGGGAAGCCGGAAGAAUGGCCGAUAUUUUUUACCGCCUUCACCGAGUCAACUGCAGUUUAUGGCUACAGUUAUUUUGAAAAUAACCUACGAUUACAGAAAUGCUUGAAAGGUGAGGUGCGAGAAACGAUUAAAUCGCUACUCAUCCACCCAAAUAACGUGAACAUUAUCAUCGAGCAGCUUAAGUUCCGAUUUGGUCGCCCGGAGCAAUUAAUUCGCAGCCAACUAGCCCAGGUGCGAGAAAUCGCACCGAUAUCUGAAGGUUCAAUGACAAAGUUGAUACCAUUUGCCACGAAGGUUAACAACGUUUGUGCAUUUCUACAUUCCGCUUACGGAGGAGACCAGCAUAUCGCGAACCCAACGCUGUUCGAUGAACUCAUAGCGAAACUACCCAUGAGUAAGCGUAUUGAAUGGGCAGUUUUCGCUGCAUCCUUGCAUCCGUAUGCGACAGUCACACAUUUCAGUGAGUGGCUUACUAAAUUAGCUAAUGUUAUUUGCACGGUGUACGAUGGGGAUGCAACGCGAGACUCCAAACGCCGAGUUGUGUUGCACGCCGCCGAAUCACAACGCAAACCAAGGUGCCCAACAUGCCAAGGCCAACAUAAGUUAGCCGAGUGUAAGCAGUUCAGCGAACUUUUAGUGUCAAAGAGGUGGGCGGAAGUAAAACGAUGUCAUCUUUGUUUUGCGUGUCUCAAUGUUGGACAUGGAACGCGCAAUUUCCAACAGCGCAAACCGAAUGCCACAGACGGGUGUAAAAGGAUGCACCAUAAAUUGCUGCACGAAGCAGAAAAUAGUUGCGUAAAUUCGCCAAUUCAGUCAACGCUUCCUCAAGAACGCGUCAGGCGCCUUCCCACAUCGGAGCAGCGCAAAGGUUCUAACAUACUAACACAACCAGCGAUACAUAGCCAACAGCAAAAUUAUACAGGAGCAGCUGUUCUUAGUUGCAGCAAUGGCACUGCUGUUAAUAAGAUCCUAUUUCGUAUUCUGCCCGUCGUGCUUUACGCGAACCAGAAAUGCGUCGAAACGUAUGCGCCCUUUGAGCUUGGGCUACACGGUCGAAAUCAGCGCCUGAAUUUACAAUGGUUCGGAGGACGAGCAGGUCAGGAGCCAGCCGUCGCAGUGGAUUUGCUCAUAAGUGGUGCCGGCAUGCAAAAGAAGCACAAGUUACGAAACGUAUAUGGUGUAUCAAACUUACAAUAGCCUUCUCAAAGCCUGAACGUUACUGACAUAAGCUGCCGCGACACAUACCUAGAAAAACUGUCAGUACAACCAUAUGCGCAUGUAAAGCCAAAACUUUUAAUUGGGAUCGACCACAGCCACCUUGGUCUGUCAUCGGCCACUGUGAAGGUGAAUAAGAAUGGCCCGUUCGCUGCUAAUACUGAGCUAGGGUGGGUGGUAUUUGGCCCAACAACCAACACACAUGAGUCGGUACCAUCCUGCUUAUUCACCAGUUCCCACACUGACCUGUCAUUACAUAACGCGGUGGCUGAUUACUUUGAUACAGAGAACUUUGGAAUCAGGGCUGCCCCUCCAAUCGAGAGCGAUUCUGAUAUUCGUGCUCGAGAAAUCCUGAGGUCUACGACAUGUCUACCAGAAGAGGCCGCUUUGUUCUGCGCCAGGACAUUGUACUUGCCACACUUCGCCGUCACAAACCCUAACAAGCCAGGCAAACUACGUAUGGUGUUCGGCGCUGCCGCUGAGGUGGACGGUGUGUCCCUCAACUCACAGCUGCUUAUGGGUCCACAAGAGUAUCGGCCCUUGCCUGCCAUACUAUUCCAUUUUCGUGAAAGUGCAAUCGGCGUGUGUGGGGACAUCAAGGAGAUGUUCCACCAGGUAUUGAUUCAGCGUGACGACAGGUGAGGUGUGCUCAGCGCU
This is a messenger RNA of Rhagoletis zephyria (snowberry fruit fly), 3768 nucleotides long. RefSeq lists its product as uncharacterized. The record is from RefSeq and is a predicted model, not a curated record. NCBI's taxonomy places the organism in Eukaryota, Metazoa, Arthropoda, Insecta, Diptera, Tephritidae.